AUGCAGUUCAAGACUCUUCUCGUUUCCGCCCUCGCGGCCGCCUCUACCGCCUUUGCCCAGCGCUCCUGCGGCACUCCCCACCCCUCUGAGGAGGAGGUCGAGUUCGCUCAGCGUCUGCAGCUCAAGGAAGAAAACGCGCGUGUUGAAGGCAAUGCCACCCGCCUCGCCCCCAUCACUGUCAACGUUUACUGGCACGUCCUGGCCACUUCUAACUCCGUCAGCGGUGGCUACCUCACCCAGGCUACCCUGAAUGCUCAGCUGGACGUCCUCAAUGAUGCCUUUGCUCCUCACAACGUUCAGUUCGCCCAGGCUGGCGCCGAUUGGACCAUCAAUGCCAACUGGGCUGCCGAUAGGUCUGAGCUGGCCAUGAAGCGCGCGCUCCGCAAGGGCACCUACGCCGAUCUUAACGCCUACUUUAUUCCCGGUACCCCCUACCUCGGCUACGCCUACUUCCCCCAGACCGUCUCCACCGGCUCUUCUGCCUUCUACUAUGACGGUGUUGUCAUUCGUUCUUCCACCGUCCCUGGUGGCAGUCAGACAAAGUACAACCUUGGCCACACUGCUACCCACGAGAUUGGCCACUGGCUCGGACUCUACCACACCUUCCAAGGGUACCAGUGCGGCGGCAACGGCGACUACGUCUCCGACACUCCCUUCGAGGCCGAGGAGGCUUAUGAUUGCGAGAUUGGCCGUGACACCUGCCCCACCCUGGCUGGAACCGACCCCGUCACCAACUACAUGGACUACUCUGACGACUCCUGCUUCACCCACUUCACUGCUGGCCAGGAGGCUCGUAUUAACAGCUACUGGACCACCUACCGCGCCCAGUACCAGUAA
Messenger RNA from Colletotrichum destructivum, 837 nucleotides. Its product is annotated as Putative peptidase M43, pregnancy-associated plasma-A. Gene Ontology annotation, molecular function: metallopeptidase activity. NCBI's taxonomy places the organism in Eukaryota, Fungi, Ascomycota, Sordariomycetes, Glomerellales, Glomerellaceae. The record is from RefSeq and is a predicted model, not a curated record. The transcript has 3 exons. Bases 1 to 837 code for a protein of 278 amino acids.